Messenger RNA from Vitrella brassicaformis, 1823 nucleotides. NCBI's taxonomy places the organism in Eukaryota, Vitrellaceae. The record is from the annotation of a GenBank genome assembly.
CAGAUACUCAAAUCACUUUCUCUCUGGAUUGUGGUGUGAGUCAUUGUGAAAUCAUCACAAACAACAAAGCGAAACGCUUUCAGCCAGCCGGGAGGGACAAGACAGAUAAACCACCAAACAAACACUCAAAUGACUUGUGUUGUACAGUGCACCAAAUGAACAUCAUUCAUCGCCUUCUCUCUCAGUGAGUGGCACACAAUACACAGACAGAAGUACAAACACACCUACCUACCUGCACAACAAAUGGCUACGAUCGUCUAUCUCCCACUUGAGCACCGCACCACCCACGGCAGGGACAAGACAAAUAAACCAACCGUCAAGCAGACGCUCAAACGCGGUACAAAAACUCUAAAAGCACUUUCUCUCUAGUGACAUACAUGCACAAAUCUGCCCUACACACAAUCACAGACACACACACAAAAUUAAACAGACACAUAAACGUUCAGACAAAUACACAUAUACCAACACACUACUUGAGCAGGAUUGAUUUCCCUAGUAGCUACUUGAGCACCACCCACGGCGCAUCACGCCGAACGUCAAAGGAAUUGCUCCGCCUCAGCCGCGGGCUCGAUCCGCACCAGCUGCACAUCCAGUGGUGCACCGCAACGCUCUGGCUGGCCACAUAAAUCUGCGAAUCGUCUUCGGCCAGAGCCAGCAGGGCACACCCCUGCCAAGCCCACCACUCUGUGGCAAAAGGAUUUCUCGGCGUCGGCAGAACGGCCUUGAAAGAUGCUGGAUCGCGCUUGCAGUAGUGAGCCAACUGGUUGUUCGAUGCAGCAUAUUCGCCAUACACCACAUCGAAGUCGGUCACCAUGACAGACCCCAAUGGAGGCCGCUCACAUGGCUGGCUCUCGUCCUCCAUGUCCAGGGCUUUGUGGAUGAGAGCCGUCAGUUUCUGCGGGCCGGUACAGCCGAUAGGAUCGCCUUGGCAGUCCCCGUUGGUUGUCGCAUUGCCGAGAGUCUGGACUGUCUGGUUGAGGAACUCGCCGAUGAGCGGAUGCCGGGGUGUCGCGGCGAUCCAUGCGUUGGAGACAAACGGCCUCGCCUCGUCGUCGACGUGCUCCAGGAGAAACACCUACGAGACAAGCACACACACAUCACAGACAGCCGGGCGGCCUGGCUGCUUGUGCAUCUGACUUACAUGCAGCAGGUGCUCCUCGCCGACGAUAAAGUCCUUCCCCUGAGCCUCGGCUUCCUGCAGCAGACCCUCGUAUGGCCUCAGACAUUCGUAGUCCAUGUCUUGAUAGAUGCCGCCAUAAAUCCACAACACCAGCAAGCGGCCAACGUCCGCGAGAGUGAUGCCCCGCAGCUCAUCCCAAACGGCUGAGAAGCCGGGGAAGUGCUCAUCCAACAGUGCUUGCAGCGACGCGUGCGUGUAGACGUAGUGCUCCAUUGUGGGGUUGUGGUCAUGACACGACUGCAUCCAGCCCUUGAACAUGGUUGGCAGCUCCCGCUCCUUCCAUGUCUGGUGGAUAAUGCGAGGGAAGACCGGCUCCUCUCUCCGCCUCGCGCUGCCACAUGCUGUUGUCCUGGAGGCAAUUACCUCCUCUCUUCGGGUCAGCCUCUCUGCUCGCCAGGAAACACUCACGCCGCCAGCGCCGACGAAAACAGCAGCCGUUGACGAUUCCGGUGACGCCGCUUCAGGCUGGACCAGAUGUGCAGGCGGGGCAGAUCCGGCGGAAGAGUGGAACAAGGCAAAGAGAAUCACUGAGAUGGCCGAUGUGAUGACGCAGCCCAGCCAAAAGCGGGAGGGAACUGGCGGCAGCGAGAGAGGUGACUUGACUCCCAUCUUGGGCUUAGGAGAGCCCAUUGCGUUCGUUGAA